AUGCAUUUGGGCCUACCAACUAUCUUCCUAUUACUAUUAUCGGUAGUGGCGGGUGAGGAUGUCUACGCCUCAGACCCUAAUAUCUACGAGCUCACUCCUUCUAACUUUGACAAGGUGGUUCACAAAUCAAAUUAUACUUCCAUCGUCAAAUUCUACGCUCCAUGGUGUGGUUAUUGCAAACAGUUGACACCAAUUUACAAGAAAUUGGGCAAGUUUUUCCAUAAAGAUGGACAGUACGCCGUCAAUGUAGUGGCAGUGAACUGUGAUAAAGAUUACAACAAACCUUUGUGUAGCAAACAUCGGGUCAGUGGAUUUCCAACAUUGAUGGUGUUCCGUCCUCCCAAAUAUAACCAAGAUAAACCAAAACCACAAGGAGUUCACGCUAUGGAAACGUAUUCUGGUGAAAGAAGCUUCAAGUCUAUCAUGAAUUUUGUCAAUUCUCGUAUCAAAAAUUAUGUGAAAAAAUUCAAUAAUCCAUCAAGUGAUAGCUUGAGACAAUGGUUAUCCAAUCCUUCCACUAGAAGUAAGGUGGUAUUGUUCACGGAGUCUAAUUCUAUUCAUAAUAUGUACAAAUCGUUGGCUAUUGACUUUUUGAAUUCAACCGAGUUUUCCAUGGUCACAGUGAAAGAUAAAGACCUGUUCAAACAGGCAGUGGCCGAUUUGAAUUUGAGCUCUAUAACCGACUUUCCCAUGCUUUUUAACGUUCAGGAAGGUGAGCUAGUUCGCUUUGACCGACCAAAACUAGAUGACAAGUUAGCUAUCAGCAAAUGGCUCAUCGAACAAAACGGUCACUUACCAGUAGAGGGUCAGCUUUCAAAGAAAGACCGCUACUAUUCAAAAUACCGAGGCAUAAAGGAGAAGAAACCCAAAGAGGAUAGGACCGAAAAACCUAAAAAGGAAGCCAAGAAGAAAACCGUCCACGAUGAAUUAUAA
Messenger RNA from Meyerozyma guilliermondii ATCC 6260, 933 nucleotides. Its product is annotated as protein disulfide isomerase. NCBI's taxonomy places the organism in Eukaryota, Fungi, Ascomycota, Pichiomycetes, Serinales, Debaryomycetaceae. Gene Ontology annotation, molecular function: protein-disulfide reductase activity; protein disulfide isomerase activity. The transcript has a single exon. Gene Ontology annotation, cellular component: endoplasmic reticulum lumen. The record is from RefSeq and is a predicted model, not a curated record. The coding region runs from base 1 to 933 and encodes 310 amino acids. Gene Ontology annotation, biological process: response to endoplasmic reticulum stress.